Molecule: messenger RNA, 888 nt
Organism: Cladophialophora yegresii CBS 114405
Lineage: Eukaryota; Fungi; Ascomycota; Eurotiomycetes; Chaetothyriales; Herpotrichiellaceae
Exons: 2
Coding region: 1-888 (295 amino acids)
Biological process (GO): regulation of transcription by RNA polymerase II
Cellular component (GO): nucleus
Molecular function (GO): RNA polymerase II cis-regulatory region sequence-specific DNA binding; DNA-binding transcription factor activity, RNA polymerase II-specific
Source: RefSeq, a predicted model, not a curated record
AUGGAGCACGUUCCAGGUACCACUGGUCUUCCUCUGUUCUCAUACCCGACUCAACCCGCGCUUCCUCAGCCAGCAGGACAGUAUUUCGUUGAGGGGAAUAUCCAGAGCCCUUGGUCCUCAUCACCAGAAUAUGUCCAUUGCCCCCCAUUGGCGAGCGUGGAACAUGACGAGGAUGCCACUGAUGACAAACCCUAUGCUCGACUCAUUUAUGAAGCUUUGAUGCAGGCACCAGGACAUAGGAUGAUGCUCAGGGAGAUUUACGAAUGGUUUCGCCAUAAUACUACAAAACCGCAGGAAUCCGGAUCAAACGGCUGGCAGAACAGCAUUCGGCACAAUCUUUCGAUGAACAAGGCAUUCGAAAAUGACAGAGACAGUGCACGGGGUAGCUCUCGAAAGGCCACCAGCGUGUGGAUCUUGACCAAAGAUGCGAUCGACAAUGGCGUUCAGUCCACCACGAGAUACCGCAAGACGGGAGCAGGGAAGAGGCCGUUGGGAGGUCGGAUGCCCGCCAUUCAACGCCAGAGAGCCGGGGCACGAGGUGGCCGGGCAGCACGAAAUUCGGCCAAAAGGAGACACCAGGACCUCUCUGCGUUGACUGACCCCGCGUCCACGGCGAGUCCGUCGACCACAUCGUACUCGGACUAUGGCGACUACCCAAGCUUUGACUGCCACGACUUACAACCGGCCCUAAGAAGUUGGCCAAUGACGCCUGUGGAAGACAACCUUGCAGUAGACGAGAACAACUUGUUCAACUCGCUAUCCCCGCUGAGCAAGUUCGACCUGAAGUCGCAGAACGUCGCUUACGGGGAGGAGAACAUGCAUGUGCAAAAUGCACUGCUGCAAUCGAGGCGAGAUCAACACGUCGACGACUUCAGACUUUCAUGCUGA